Messenger RNA from Corvus hawaiiensis (hawaiian crow), 5393 nucleotides. RefSeq names its product zinc finger protein 608 (gene ZNF608). The transcript has 9 exons. NCBI's taxonomy places the organism in Eukaryota, Metazoa, Chordata, Aves, Passeriformes, Corvidae. Bases 882 to 5393 code for a protein of 1503 amino acids. The record is from RefSeq and is a predicted model, not a curated record. Gene Ontology annotation, biological process: regulation of transcription by RNA polymerase II. Gene Ontology annotation, cellular component: nucleus.
AGAAAUCAGAUCUGUCAGGACGGGCGAAAAAAAUGCCACUUCCCAACUAACAGGCGGAAUCCAGCCCAGAUUUUCAGUCCUUUCUUCUUCUUUUUUUCCUUCCUCCCUUUCACUAAUUUAUCCCGAUGUUAGCACAUUCUGUCUUGUAACACUCGGGCGCCUGUAGGUUUGUUUCAUGGGAUCAUUACUUACUGAUCGGGAUGGCUCCCAGGUCCGGGGCUGAAGACGGAGUGUGAAGUUGGGGAAACAUUUCUUUUUUCUUUCUUUCUUUUUUUUUUUUUUUCCCUUUUCUUUUUUUUUUUCUUUCUUUUUUUUUUUUUUUUCAAUAUUACUGUGAUGAUUAUUACCUCUCGGUGCUUAUCCAGGAAAAGCAAACAAACAAAAAUCUGGUCCUUGAUGCUCCACUUCUGAAUGUGAAAUAUUACCUCCCAGCUGGUAAAGUUGUGAGGCGCAGCAUUUUUUUUUUCCUUUUUUCUUUUUUUUUUUUUCUUUAAGCAAGGACGAAAAAAACCUAAACAAACAAACAAAAAAAAGGACUUCUGAUCCGUGGGCCAAAGUAGGGGGAGAUAUGUUAUUGACCGAUUUAUACUGGCUGAGAUGAUACUUGCUUUCUACUUGAUCACUUGCUCUUUAAGUAAAAUGAGGCACAGAGUUGUUGCUGAGACGAGUGGGAACAGCAUUUUGAUUUGCUGGUUUAAUUAAAAAUGAUAAAGGAUUUAAAGGACAAGGUGGACGUGGACUGCAGGUUGUGAGCCUAGACACACCUAGGGGAGGAAGACAAGAGUUGAACUUAAGAGAGAGCCCAACGGAGAUAAACGAAUGUCCCCACAUCUCCAAAGGAAAGUUCAUCGGAUUUUUACUCUAGAGAUCUCAUCUUCAGGAUGUCAUUGAACACUUCCACUGCAGGAAAAGGUGUGGAUCCAAACGCAGUUGACACUUAUGACAGUGGCGAUGAUUGGGAAAUUGGUGUUGGGAAUUUAAUAAUCGAUUUGGACGCCGAUUUGGAGAAGGACAGACAGAAAUUUGAGAUGAAUAAUUCUAAUACCACCAGCAGCAGCAACACCAGCUCCAAGGAUUGCGGGGGUCUGGCUUCCAGUGGGGCUAAUGCUACCUCAGCCUUAGCUGAUGGCCUAAAAUUUGCUUCUGUUCAGCCCUCUGCUCCCCAGGGGAAUUCCUCUCACAAAGAGACUAGCAAAUCAAAAGUGAAAAGGAGUAAAACUUCUAAGGAUGCUAAUAAAUCUCUGCCUUCUGCUGCCUUGUAUGGGAUUCCUGAGAUCAGCAGUGCUGGCAAAAGGCAGGAAGUCCAAGGGCGCCCUGGAGAGGCAACUGGCAUGAAUUCAGCACUGGGUCAAAGCGUGAGCAGUAACCCAAACGGCAAUAAUAGCAACACCAGCAACACCACCACCAUUGCCUCUUGUGGGAAAAACAAAGAGGAGAAACCAGGUAAAGCCCCAGGCAGCAGAGGCUCCAAGCGGGAUAAGGAUGCAGGAAAAUCCAGGAAGGACAAGCAGCAUGACCUGCAGCAAGGCCACCCCAACGGCAGUGGGGGUGGCAAUAGCCAACUUCCCUCUGGGCACCUCUAUGGCUUCGGGGCCAAGGGAGGCAGUGGUGGAAGCAGCAGCCCCUUCCACUGCACCUCCUCUGCUGUGGGGGAGGUGAGCAAAAGUACCCCGGAUUCAGGGUUAAUGGGGAACUCUAUUUUGGUAAAGAAGGAAGAGGAGGAGGAGGAGAGCCACAGGCGAAUCAAGAAAUUGAAAACAGAAAAGGUUGAUCCCCUGUUUACAGUGCCUGCACCUCCACCUCCGAUUUCCAGCAGUAUCACACCUCAGAUUCUGCCUUCCUACUUUUCCCCAUCUUCAUCCAAUAUUGCAGCACCAGUCGAGCAGCUUUUGGUACGGACACGUUCAGUGGGUGUAAAUACUUGCGAGGUUGGAGUAGUUACAGAACCCGAAUGCCUUGGACCCUGUGAGCCUGGGACCAGCGUGAACUUGGAAGGAAUUGUGUGGCAUGAAACUGAAGAAGGUGUCCUAGUGGUAAACGUUACAUGGAGGAACAAGACUUACGUGGGAACACUGUUGGACUGCACAAAGCAUGACUGGGCCCCUCCUAGGUUUUGUGAAUCGCCAACAAGUGACCUGGAAAUGCGUGGAGGACGGGGCAGGGGGAAGCGGGCAAGGUCCGCUGCAGCUGCGGCUGUACCUGGGAAUGAUGCGAGUUUUGCAGAGUCCAGAGGACUUCAGAAUAAAAAUCGAGGUGGUGCCAAUGGGAAGGGGAGGAGGGGCAGCCUUAACGCAAGUGGGCGCAGAACACCCCCGAACUGCGCCAUGGAUGAAGUCAAAGCCAGCCCCUCGUCCACAAACAAGAGGAAAUCUAAGCCUCCUAUGGAGCUAGAUUUGAACUCCAGUUCAGAGGACAGUAAGUCUGGAAAACGCAUUCGUACUAACUCUAGAAGCACUCCUACCACUCCACAGGGGAAACCUGAGGCUACUUUUUUGGACCAAGGCUGCUCUUCCCCAGUGUUGAUUGACUGUCCUCACCCCAACUGCAACAAGAAGUACAAGCACAUUAAUGGAUUGCGUUACCAUCAGGCUCAUGCACACUUAGACCCAGAAAACAAACUGGAGUUUGAGCCUGACAGUGAAGACAAAAUUUCAGACUGCGAGGAAGCACUGAGUAAUGUGGCACUUGAAUGCAGUGAGCAAAGCACAAAUUUGCCAGGCUUUGAUCCGCUAAAAGCACCGACAUCUCCUUCCUCCAUUGCUACCCCAGGGACCCCCAAGGGAAAAAGGGAACUGACCAGCAAUGGCCCUGGUUCAGUUAUCAGUUCCAAAACUGGCAAGAAUUCUGGCAAAAAGAAGGGUCUGAACAGUGAAUUGAACAGCCUUCCGGUAAUUUCUAACAUGGCAGCCACACUGGAUAAUUGCUCAGUAGCAGAUGGCAAUUUGCAAACCGAAAUGCCGAAAUUGGAGGCUGAAGGGUUAAUUGACAAGAAGAGUUCGGGUGAUAAAGGGAAGAAAUCGAACAAUUGCAAAGUGGAUAAAAACCUUUCCAAACUGAAAACAGCCAGGCCCAUUGCCCCAGCGCCAGCACCAACUCCUCCCCAGUUAAUAGCUAUACCUACUACAGCCUUUACAACCACCACUACAGGGACAAUACCAGGACUGCCCUCUCUAACAACUACUAUUGUUCAGGCUACACCAAAGAGCCCUCCACUGAAACCUAUUCAACCAAAGCCCACAAUUAUGGGAGAGCCAAGCACUGUAAACCCAGCUCUCACAUCACUCAAAGACAAGAAGAAAAAGGAGAAGCGAAAGCUGAAGGACAAAGAAAGCAAAGAGACGGGCAGCCCCAAGAUGGAUUCUAAGCUGGGGAAGCUGGAGGAUUCAAAAGGGUCUGGAAAAGACUUAUCUGGACAUUUUUUAAAGGACCAUCUCAACAAGAAUGAAGUGCUAGCUAAUGGACUGUCAGAGUCUCAAGAGAGCAGGAUGGCAAGUAUUAAGGCUGAAGCUGAUAAAGUUUACACAUUCACAGACAAUGCGCCCAGCCCUUCCAUAGGGAGUGCCUCCAGGAUGGAAUGCAGCACUUUGGUGAAUGGACAAUCUGCCAUGGCCCCACUGCACGUGUUGACACAGAAUGGUGCAGACAGCACGGCCGCUAAAACCAACAGCCCUGCUUACUCAGAUAUUUCUGAUGCAGCUGAUGAUGGUGGCUCUGACAGCAGGUCAGAGGGCAUGAGGUCAAAGGCCAGCUCUCCAUCAGAUAUUAUUUCUAAUAAAGAUGGUGUUGUAAAAGGACAUUCUUCAACCACAGCACAAUCAGCUCAAGCAAAAGAGUCUCAUUCUCCCUAUUACCAUGGCUACGAUCCUUAUUAUUCCCCAAGUUACUUGCACUCUGGACAGGUCAGUGCCCCAGCAGCUGGGAACAACAGUACCCCACAGGGGCUGAAGAUUAAAAAAGAGGCUGAGGAAGAGGCUGAAAAGAAAGAGAAGGCAGAAUCGUCAGAUGCCAAGAAAAGCGAAAGCACUUCCUCUAAUUUGCAGCCACAACACCAGUCAGUAAUAACUCAAAGACACCCUGCACUUGCUCAGUCACUUUAUUAUGGACAGUAUGCCUAUGGGCUCUAUAUGGACCAAAAGUCCUUAAUGGCCUCCAACCCUGGUUACAGGCAGCAGUAUGAAAAAUAUUAUGAGGACCAGAGACUAGCAGAACAGAAAAUAGCACAAAGUGGGAGGGACUGUGAAAGGAAGAAUGACCCCCCCUUGAAGGAGAUUGGGAAGGAUGACAACAAGCAAAAAAAUAUUCCAUCUGCUACUAUUUCAAAGGCCCCUUCAACUCCAGAGUCCAGCAAAAAUAACACUAAAAUAGGGUCUUCAGUUCCUAACAAAGGUGAGGAGACAAGCAAAUCACAGAUCCUUUCCAAUCACCAGCAGCAGCUUCAGUCUGACACUUUCAAAGCCAAACAAAUGGAAAACCACCAGCUUAUAAAGGAGGCUGUGGAGAUGAAAUCUGUUAUGGACUCCAUGAAGCAAACAGGAGUAGAUCCAACCACAAGAUUUAAACAGGAUCCAGAUUCACGAACAUGGCAUCAUUAUGUCUAUCAGCCCAAAUACCUUGAUCAGCAAAAAUCAGAAGAACUUGAUCGUGAGAAAAAGUUAAAAGAAGACAGCCCUAGAAAAACACCUAACAAGGAAAGUUCCCUGCCUAACCUUCCUGUCUCAUUAGCAAGCAUUAAAGAGGAGCCUAAAGAGGUCAAGCGUUCUGAUUCUCAAUCAGUGGAUGAGAGCAAGAUAAAAAAUGAUGAUCAAAAGACUCCUGUAAAUUGGAAGGACUCUCGGGGUGCUAGAGUAGCAGUUUCCUCACCAAUGAGUCAGCAUCAGUCAUACAUCCAGUACUUGCAUGCUUAUCCGUAUCCACAGAUGUACGAUCCCAACCAUCCAGCCUAUCGCGCAGUCUCUCCUGUCCUAAUGCACAGCUAUCCUGGGGCCUAUCUCUCUCCAGGAUUUCAUUAUCCAGUUUAUGGGAAGAUGUCAGGGAGAGAAGAGGCAGAGAAGGUCAAUACCAGCCCAAGCAUCAAUGCAAAAUCAACCACUGAGUCCAAAGCACUGGAUUUGCUCCAGCAGCAUGCCAACCAGUAUCGCAGCAAGUCACCUGUUCCUGUGGAAAAAUCACCAGCUGAGCGUGAACGGGAAGCAGAAAGGGAGCGAGACCGCCAUUCUCCUUUCAGCCAGCGGCAUCUCCACACACACCACCAUACACAUGUUGGAAUGGGCUACCCCCUUAUACCUGGACAGUAUGACCCAUUUCAAGGAUUGACCUCUGCUGCCCUUGUUGCCACUCAGCAGGUGGCUGCACAGGCAUCUGCAUCUGGUAUGUUUCCUGCACAAAGAAGGUAA